AUGCUGAUUAAGCUAGUUAUUGGAGGAUGUACUUUGAGUGUUAUUAGUGCUUACGCACCUCAAGUGGGAUUGGGAGAGGAGGCCAAAAAGCUCUUUUAUGAGGAUUUGGAUGAGGUAGUUAGAGGUAUACCGAUAACCGAGAAAAUUGUCAUUGGUGGAGAUUUUAAUGGCCAUAUCGGGGCAAUUUCUAAUGGCUUUGAUGAUGUUCAUGGAGGCUUUGGUUUUGGGGAGAGGAAUGGGGGUGGAACUGCGCUUCUGGAUUUUGCUAAGGCUUUCGAGUUGGUGAUUGCUAACUCUUGCUUUCCGAAGAAGGAGAACCACAUGGUUACCUUUCGUAGCUCGGUAGUUAAGACCCAGAUAGACUACCUACUCCUUAGGAAAGGUGAUAGAGGCCUCGUUAAGGACUGCAAGGUUAUCCCAAGUGAAAAUGUUACUACCCAACACAAGCUGUUGGCAUUAGCCAUUUAUUAG
This is a messenger RNA of Solanum stenotomum, 471 nucleotides long. RefSeq lists its product as uncharacterized. Gene Ontology annotation, biological process: chromatin remodeling. The transcript has 2 exons. Bases 1 to 471 code for a protein of 156 amino acids. Gene Ontology annotation, cellular component: nucleus. NCBI's taxonomy places the organism in Eukaryota, Viridiplantae, Streptophyta, Magnoliopsida, Solanales, Solanaceae. The record is from RefSeq and is a predicted model, not a curated record.